CGCCCUUUUGUCGGUGGUGGAAACAACAAAAGGACAAUAAAUAACAAGCCAAACUGGAAUGGGCCACAACACAACAAUUGUCGCUCGCCGCCUUUAGCGGCAUCGAUUUUGAAGGGGAACACAUCCACAACCACAGCCACAUCCACAGCUGAAUCGGAAGGACACCCACGGGGAUUUGCGAGUGCAAGGACCAAGGAGCAGUGAGGGGAAAGCGAAAGAAGAACGAGUCCAGCUCGUUUGCGGAUCCAGUUUUGAUGUCCUCAGACAGACGCUACUUCUUCGGAGUGGAUCUGGAGGACAACGAGGGUGCCAUCUGCAAGGACAGCGCCAACAACAACGAGGCGGAAGUGGAGAAGGACGACCACGACGCGGACGAUUCUGAGUUCCUGCAGGAUGUGCCCUAUUCGUCGAGUAGCAUCGACCGCAGCUCGGUGGGCUCAAUUCCCUGGGCGGACGACGCCAUCAAGAAGAACCUGCUGGACUGGGAGCGGGUGGAGCGGCUGAUGAGCGGGGAGGAUCCUUUGCCGGAGCUCCAGGAGCCGGAGUUGCGCAACGAGAUCGCCGAUUGGCAGCGCAAGUUCCCCAGCCUGCUGGGCCGCAGGACUGCUCUCCGCCACCACAGCUUCGACAGCCAGACGAGGGAGGAUAUCGACUCGAUUUCAAAUCUCAGCCUGAACUCCCUCGACGACGACGAUGAGGAUGAGGAGGCGGAGGACGGCUUCCUCACACCCAAGGCGGAGGAACAGCACCAGCCCCAUCACCGCUCCUAUCUGCGUCCCAGUCAGAAGAAGCUGGUCGAUCUGCUGGACAGAGAUCUGCGAGUCACCUCCGUCUCGGUGAAGCUGCUCAAGCGCCAGCGUAGCCAACAGUACCACCAGCCGCCGAUGCCUAUCUCCUCGGCCACCAACCAAUCCUCGGCCCGCCUGCGCAUGCCGCCCAUACUGAAUGUGCUGGACACUAACCGGCGCUUCCGGGGAUUGCUCAACAACCGCAGCUUCGUCCAGCUCACCCAGGUGCAGCAGAAGGAGCAACUGCAGCAGCAGCAUCAGGCCAAGUCCGCCGUGCUGCCGCACCAGGGCCAUCGCUCGUCCGCUUGGCACAUGCCCAUGGCCGCCAGUCGUUUCUUCAACAACAAGAACGCGGUGGUGCUGCCCUCGCUGAACCUGAGCAGGCACAACAGGGAUCUGCUGGCCACCACCACGGCCACUUCGAGCCAGAGCAACUCGAGCGGCGGCGGCGGGCACAAUAGUCACGGCCACAGCAACAGUUCCUCCAACCGCUCCACAAUGCAUCCGUUCGGCGCAACUAGCGUGUCCAGCAACACACCGUCCACGGGGCGGUCCAUCUCGGCGGCAGUGCAUCAUCCGCGCUCCGAGUUCGCACCGAGCAGUGCCUUCUACAUACCCUACAGUGCCUCGAAAUUCAAAGCCUUCAAGUAACCUCAAACAAUAAAACUGAACUCAAAGGAG
Drosophila rhopaloa is the source of this 1469-nucleotide messenger RNA. RefSeq lists its product as uncharacterized. The transcript has a single exon. Bases 255 to 1439 code for a protein of 394 amino acids. Lineage: Eukaryota; Metazoa; Arthropoda; Insecta; Diptera; Drosophilidae. The record is from RefSeq and is a predicted model, not a curated record.